Messenger RNA from Pistacia vera, 4975 nucleotides. RefSeq names its product disease resistance protein At4g27190-like. The record is from RefSeq and is a predicted model, not a curated record. The coding region runs from base 505 to 4797 and encodes 1430 amino acids. Gene Ontology annotation, molecular function: protein binding; ADP binding. The transcript has 12 exons. Lineage: Eukaryota; Viridiplantae; Streptophyta; Magnoliopsida; Sapindales; Anacardiaceae.
AUUUCCAAAUUACAUUUUCUCUCACAUCUUCCUCAAAUCGAUUUUAUGUGCAAAGAUUUACAGAGACAGAGUUUCAUUUCCAAGAGAACACCAUUAAGCCAACUGAAGUCUCCUUAGUGAUGGAGAAUUAUACUGGCUUAUAGAAGAGAUCUGAGACACGCUUCAUUUUGAGUGUGGAAUUCUACUUCAGAUUCUCUUUCCCAGAAGAUUCUCAAGCUCAAAUAGCAUCAUCACAGUUGGAAUGCAGGUUAAACUAGUCUCUCACAGUGUGUAGUUUUCUACCGUGUCAAGAUAUCUCUUAAUAUAAGAAAGAUAAAGGCUGAGUCAAAACUAGAUGCUUGCGCUUUGUUGGUAGUUACUCGGAGCUUGACAUUUCACGAAAAUAUCAUUGGUUUUUGAACAAGAUAAAGGCCUAGUCAAAACUAGAUGCCUGCGCUUUGUUGGUAGUUACUUGAAGCUUGACAUUCCACAAAAAUAUCAUUGGCUUUUGAGCAAGAUAUAUUGAUGGAGAUCAUAAUUGCUAUUGUAUCAAAGGUUGGAGGAUACCUAGUGGAGCCUUCCAUAUUUUGUUUCAAAAAAAAUUUUGAAGAUCUUUCGGAAGUAGAAAAGCAAAUGCAAUUGGCAAAAGCAGACAUCGAGAAACGUGUUGAAACAGCCAAAAACAAUGAUGAAAAAAUUUUUAAAAGUGUACUAGACUGGCUAGAUGAUACAAGCAAAAUCUUGGAAGAGGUUGAGAUGUUGAAAAAUGAAAUAGAAGUCAAUCAGUUGAAGACUUGUUUUAAUGGGUGGUGUCCUAAUUGGAGGUCUCGACAUCGAUUGGGUAGGAAAGCAACAAAGACAAGCAUUCAGUUGAAGGAAAUUAUAAAUAAAGGCCAAUUUGAAGGCGUGGGCUGUCGUCCUCUUCUAUCAGGUGAACCUUUAGCACCUAAAGAUUUUGAAUUUUCCCGGUCUAUGAGGGAUGCUUUUGAUAAGAUUAUGGAGGCAUUUAAAAAUGAUGGCACCCAUGUGGUUAUAUUGUCUGGGAUGGGCGGUGUGGGUAAAACAACUUUAGCAAAAGUAGUGAGUAAAAAGGUCACUGAAGAGAGCAUCUUUAAGGAGGUUGUGAUGGUUACUGUAUCCCAAACUCCAAACUUUAGAAAUAUUCAAGGUCAGCUGGCUGACCUCUUAAAUUUGGAACUUAUGGAGGAAACUGAAGAGGGAAGAGCUAAGAGAUUGUUUUCAAGAUUGUCAAAUUCUAAUAAUAACCUUAUAAUCCUGGAUGAUGUUUGGGAAGAAUUCGAUUUCGAGGAUAAAAUAGGUGUUCCAUUGAGCAAAGGUUGCAAAGUGCUUCUGACAACCCGCAACAAAAACGUAUACAGUGACAGGGAGUAUCAAUCAUUAAUUCCUCUAAAUGUUUUAGAGGAAGACGAAGGAGUGGCUUUACUCAAAAGGCAAGCACGUAUAGAUGAUGACUUUGAUAGCUUGAAUACUUUGGCUACUGAAAUUGCUAGAGAAUGUGAUGGUUUGCCUUUAGCGCUUGUAACCAUUGGAAAUCACUUGAGAGGAAAGAAGGAUACUGAAACAUGGGAAUUUGUGUGUGAAAAACUAAAAAAGUCAAAACUGGAGGAUAUAGGUCAUGUUUAUAGUGAACAGAGAGGUGUCUAUGCCAGUCUUAAGUUGAGUUAUGAUUAUUUGAAGACAAAUGAUAUUAAAUUCUGUUUUUUGAUGUGUUCACUGUUUCCUAAGGAUUUUGAAAUUCCUUUGGAGGAUUUGGUUAGAAUGGGAGUGGGGUUAGAUUUAUAUAAAGAUGUUUCAUCCAUUGAAGAAGCAAGAAUGGCCCUACGUUCAAUGGUUGAAACCCUGAAGGCUUUGGGUUUGCUAUUAGAUGCUUAUGAAAAAGAAUUUGUGAGAAUGCAAGGUAUAGUUCAUGAUGUUUCUCUAUGGAUAACAUCAAAGGGGGAGAAUAUAUUCAUGAGCAAGAUUCACAUGGAUUUGACGCAGUUGACAAGGGAGAAAGGCUGGAAACAAUAUACAGCAAUCUCUUUGUUGGAAAACAAACUAGAAGAGCUCUCUGUUAGACUGGUUUGUCCUAAGCUUGAAAUAUUGCUAUUGGGUGGUGAAAAACAAUGGUUUUCCAAUCUGUUGAAAGUUUCAGAUGAAUGUUUCCAAGAGAUGAAAGCACUAAAAGUUUUAAGUUUAAGAUAUGUAGACCUUUCAUUGAAAUCACUUCAAUUCUUGGCAAAUCUCAAGACUCUAGAGUUGUCUGGUUGUAUUUUGAGAGACAUUUCUUUCCUUGCCAAGCUGAACAAACUUGAGAUUCUUAGCUUUAGAGGUUCUCGUUUUGACGAAUUACCACUAGAAUUGAGUGAACUUAAAGAACUAAGAAUGUUGGAUUUAAGUGAGUGUUCUGAGCUAAAAAGAAUUCCUUCCAAUUUGAUACGAAGCUUUUCUCAACUAGAAGAAUUAUACAUGGAGGACAUCUUUGAAGAAUGGGAGGUUGAAGAGAAAAGUAUAGAAACAGGCGAUGCUAGGCUUUUAGAGGUAAAUUGUCUAUCUCGCUUGGCUGUUCUGUAUUUGAAAAUACAUUCAAAAUGCCUUCCACAAGACUUUGCUUUCUCUGAACUUUCAAGGUAUAAAAUUUUUGUGAACGAAACUUAUGGAUCUUCAGAAUCAUCAAAAGCUUUAAUAAUUGCUGAUAUUGAUGCAACCUUAUUGACUGCAUUAUUUAAAGCACUCUAUCACAGUGUAGAAUAUCUUAGUUUGAAAAGAGUAACAUGCUGUCAAAAUAUCCUCCCAAGCAUUGACCAAAAGGGAUUGAAGAAGUUGAAUACUCUUGAGGUUAGAGAUUGUAAAGACUUGAAAUGCAUGAUAGAUGCAUCGCAAGUGGGGGAAGAAAAUCCUAAGUUGCAUCCAAGUUUAGCAAAGUUAGAGUUGGAAGUGUUACCAGAAUUGCAGUGUAUAUGGAAGGGGGCCAUGCCCAUGCACGUUGUAAACUUCCAAAGUCUUACGGAUGUUUAUGUGAGAGGGUGCAAAAGCUUGGCUUAUCUUUUCACUUUAUCAAUUGCUCUAAGUUUGGGGCAGUUGAAAUCACUCCGUGUACAAUAUUGUGAGAGUUUGGAGUUCCUGAUCAAGAUAGAAGAGGGUGAUAAUGGCAGGGGAGAGAAAAUGUUGUCAAAAUUAGAAGAUCUCCGAAUUGAAAGAUGCAAGAGAUUGGAAUAUGUUUUUCCAGUGUUUGUUGCAGUAGGUCUUAUACAACUUAAAAAUCUUGAAAUAAAAGAUGCAGCAGAGUUGAAGCAAGUAUUUCAUGGAAAAGAAGAAAAUGAAGUUGCAAAGGAAGGAAAUGACAUCAAGUUGCCUAAUUUAAAAAAGCUAAAGCUUUACAAACUUGCAAAGCUUAUCAGAUUCUUUCCAAAAAAUAAUCAUUCAACCCUGCCAGCUUUGGAGAAAUUGUGUGUUCUAGGCGUGGGCAAUUAUAAUCAGUCUACUGAAAAAGUUCUCUCUGGAUUAAGACGUGGAGUAAAAGUUGUAUUUCAGUUGGAAGACCUAAUCAUUGAAAGACAACAACAUGAAGCACUUCCAAAAUUAAAUCAUCCGGAAGAACUAGAAGGUUUAUGUAUAGGUCAUGCUCAUGUUCUAAGGUUGGAGAAUCUAACCACUUUAACAAUAGGUGAAUGCAAAAAGCUGAAACAUAUCUUCUCAUUUACUCUUGCUCAGAGGUUGGGUCAAUUGGAAUCACUUUCAGUAUGGGAUUGUGAGAAUUUGGAACAAGUAUUUUAUUUGGAUCAUGAAAGAGAAGAAUAUGUAGGUGGAGGAGAUCAUAAGAGCAUUGUGCUUCCAAAAUUGAAGUAUUUAUAUCUAGAAGGACUUGCAAAGCUAGUAAGCUUCUUUCCAGAAAAAUAUGAUGCAUGUUGUCCAGCUUUGGUAGAGUUCAUAGUAGAAGACUGUUCCAAAUUAACUACAACUUUCAUUGGUGAAGAGUCUGAGGAGCUGCAAGUUGUAAAUAUGAGUAAUUGCAGUAGUCAAUUGUGUAAUGGAAUUCUCUCUGGGUUGAGAUGUCGCUUCUUCAAAAGAGUAGAAGAAUUAAGCAUUGAAAAUUGCAGAGUAAGAGAGGUAUUUCAAUUGACAGAACUAGAACAUGAAUUAUCAUUCUCAAAUUUGACGAAUUUGACCUCUUUAACAAUAACACACUUCAACAAGCUCAAACAUAUCUUCUCACCAAUUGUUGCUCGAAAUCAUAUGUUGCAAUUGAAAGAGCUGUGCAUCAGAGAAUGUGAGGAAUUGGAGCAAAUCAUUGAUGUUAAAGAUGGUGAAGAAGGUGGAGCAAAUCUUCUCCAAACUCUAUCAGAUAUUAGAGUGGAAAAGUGCCAUAAAUUGAAACAUCUGUUUCCAAUCUCCAUAGCUCGGGGUUUUCAACAAUUGAAAUACCUAGGAGUAAUUGAUAACUCUGAAUUAGAACAAAUAUUUGGAGACAAUGAUGUGACUGAUGAGAAAGAAAUCCAAUUGCCUCAACUUAAGACUAUGUACCUGGAAGAUUUACCAAGACUCACCAACUUUUGCCAUGUGGGUUAUCACUUCAUAUUUCCAACACCACCACUUUUUCGGUUGGCAGUCAAACGAUGUCCAAAGAUAAGUACAAGAUUUUCAUGGGAUGAAGAUAAUAAAAGUGUGCAUGCGGCAGCAAAGGCACCCAAAAUAGGUAGUGAAGAUGAAAGUCAUGAAGAGACGUCUACAGAUCUCUAUUGUUGGGAUAAUUUUACAAAUAUACCUCGGUACAUAAAAAAUGAAGAGCUUUAUUCCAAUUCUCAUCCAAUAGAAUGAAGAAAAUAAUCCUGAAACUUAGAAUCAUGCUCAUCAUUUCUAAUCAGUUGGCUCCAUCAAAUCCAAUGAAGAUUAGUCUGUUUGAAGGGAAGCAAAAAAAUAAAUAAAUAAAAAUCAAUUUAUUGUCUUCAAUUCGAUGAAUUUUCUAAACUUCACUUGUUAUAUAUAUAAUUUCUGA